This is a messenger RNA of Leptopilina heterotoma, 2824 nucleotides long. RefSeq names its product sphingosine-1-phosphate lyase (gene Sply). The transcript has 9 exons. Gene Ontology annotation, biological process: carboxylic acid metabolic process; sphingolipid catabolic process. Gene Ontology annotation, molecular function: sphinganine-1-phosphate aldolase activity; pyridoxal phosphate binding. NCBI's taxonomy places the organism in Eukaryota, Metazoa, Arthropoda, Insecta, Hymenoptera, Figitidae. The coding region runs from base 301 to 1929 and encodes 542 amino acids. The record is from RefSeq and is a predicted model, not a curated record. Gene Ontology annotation, cellular component: endoplasmic reticulum.
ACAGAAAGUUACCAUUGUUGCAAUGACAAUUUACAAUGAUUCUACAGUAUUUAUGUUGAUUUAUGUUGGUUAAUUUUUUCCACUUCUUCUUCUAUUCUCUUUUGUUUUCAUGCGGCAAACAAUGUGGACAAAGAUAAUUUGAUUUAAAUUUAGAUAAGGUGAUAAGAAACAGUGGUACAUUUCUCUGAUUUCUCUUACAAUAACGUGUUAAUUCUUAGUUAAUAUUUAAAAUAUCGAGAAUAUCUUCAAUUAUCUGCUACAUUGUCACUGUGGUCGUACUUCAAAAAAGUAAUUUUAAAUAUGGUAAACAUUCCAUUGGUGGGAACGAUAAAAUUCUUUAUUAAUGAUGUUUUUAAAGAAAAAGAACCUUGGCAAAUUGUUACGAUAACUACAACCACGUUACUUACAAGUAUUUGGCUCUGGGACUUGAUUUUUCAAGAUGAAAGUCUCGUUGAACGGGCUAAGAAAAAGGGACUUAAAUUAGCUCGGUAUAUACCUUCAAUCAGGGAUAAAAUUGAUAAUGAAUUAAGCAAAGUUGUUACAGAUUUUAACAAAGAUGUUGCUAAUAGAGUGAAAGAUGUGCCAUAUAUUAUUCAUCUUCCAGCAAAAGGUUUGAGCUCCGAGGAAAUUUUGAAAUUAGUCGAUCAAUAUAUUAAAUUAGGUGAAUACGAUUGGCAAAGUGGCAAAGUAUCUGGAACAGUUUAUAAAAACGAUAAAAAUCUUAUUCAAUUAAUGGGCAGUAUUUAUCAAAUCGCUUCCUACACUAAUCCCCUUCAUCCUGAUGUUUUUCCCGGCGUUUGUAAAAUGGAAGCUGAAGUUGUGAGAAUUACUUGUAAUUUGUUUAAUGGAGACGAAGCCACCUGUGGAACGAUGACAACAGGUGGGACGGAAUCAAUUCUCCUAGCGUGCAAGGCUUACAGAGAUUAUGCGAAGGAGGUGAAGGGAAUCAAGAAGCCUGAAAUGGUUAUCCCCACAACUGCUCAUUCGGCAUUCGAUAAGGCUGCUCAAUUUUUAAAAAUAAAAUUACGCCUCGUACCGGUUGAUUCAAAAACUUACACUGUCAAUAUCGAAGCAAUGAAAAGAGCAAUCAGCAAAAAUACCAUUAUGCUCGUUGGAUCGACUCCGAAUUUCCCUUACGGAACAAUGGACAAUAUCGAAUUAAUUUCAAAUCUUGGAGUUCGUUAUGAUAUUCCAGUUCACGUUGACGCUUGCCUGGGUGGAUUUUUAAUUUGCUUUAUGGAGAAAGUCGGAUAUAAUUUGCCGCCAUUUGAUUUUAGACUUCCGGGAGUAACGAGUAUUUCUGCCGACACUCAUAAGUAUGGUUAUGCACCGAAGGGUUCAUCGAUAAUUCUUUAUCGUGAUAAAAAAUAUAGAAAUCAUCAAUACACAGUGUCAACGGAUUGGCCGGGGGGAAUUUAUGGAUCUCCAACUGUAAAUGGUUCCCGGGCCGGUGGCAUUAUUGCAUCCUGCUGGGCAUCCUUGAUGUAUUUUGGAAACACCGGUUACUUGGAGGCGACGAGAAAAAUUAUCGACACUUCCAAAUAUAUUGAAAGAGAGUUGAGAAAAAUGAAUGGUAUUUGCAUUCUUGGUACUCCGGCGACUUCUGUGGUGUCAAUUGGCUCCGAGGUCUUUCAUAUUUACCGACUUGGCGAAUCGCUUAGAGCUAAGGGUUGGAAUUUAAAUUCUCUUCAAUUUCCAAGCGCUAUUCAUUUAUGCGUUACGCACGUUCACACUGAGAAAGGUGUCGCUGAUCAAUUUUUGGACGAUGUACAGAACGCUCUCGACAUUAUAAUGAAGAAUCCGGAUGUUCCUGUGAAAGGCCAGUUCGCCUUGUACGGUAUGAGUCAAGAAAUUGCUGAUAGAAGUAUUGUCGGUGAUAUCACGAGGAAUUACCUCGAUUCAUUGUACUACACUCCAAACUUGAAAUGAAAAUUUAUCAAAAUUGCGAUUUUAAUAUCGUGUCUACCUUUGACGUUACCUACAAGAAAUUAUGCCGUCUUCCAAAUAAGAGAAAUAUUCGAGAUGAAUGUAUGUAUCAAGGUACGUGAAGUGAAUUUUUUUUUAUCUUAUUUUUACUUUUUCGUGAAAUUUUUUAUGAGGUGUGGAAAAUGGAAAAUGUGUCGGAAAAAAAAUAUUUUUUAACAUAAAAAUUUAAACGGUUCUUUGUGCUUAAAACUGAAAGGAAUAAACAAUUGAAACGUUCGAUGAAAUAUGGAAAUUUGUAUUUUUCCAAUACAAAUAAAGACUGUUUUUUAUAGGAAUGUUAAAAAAAAAGACAGAGAUUUAUUCACUUGUUAAGUAAAAGAAAAAGAAACCAGCUCAAAUUCAGAAUUUUAUUAAGAAUGUUAAUAUCGCUUUUGCUAUGAGAUAUUUUAUUGAUUAAAUAUCAGAUAUGAGGACAAAUAUUUGAAUAAGUCAUUUCAUUCUAAUGGAAAUAAUUUCUCCAUUCCUUCGUAGAACUGUAAAAAGAGUGUUAAAUUCUUCGACUUAGUUCUUUUUUUAUAAAGUUUUCUCAUUUGUCAAGAAAAUUCAGAAACAUAAUUUCUCUAAAAGAAAAAAAAAGUGAACAGAAAAAAUUCUGAAUUGUAUUAAAAAAAAAAAUUGAAAAUUCAACAUUAUCGAAAGAGCACAACAACUAUUUGGCAUACUUUAUCGAUCUGUGAACUGAUGCCGGAAAUACCAGCACGUACCUUUAAGGAAGUAUUUAUAAUUUAUAAUUAUUUUAAUUCUUUGGAACAAUUUCUUUUAAUGAAAAAAAAUAAAUAUAUUCGUGCAUUUAAGUACCACCUAAAAUUGCAGAAAUUAUAAUUUACAAAUUAGACGA